Messenger RNA from Acanthochromis polyacanthus (spiny chromis), 1061 nucleotides. It is a transcript of the gene tmem128, whose product is annotated as transmembrane protein 128. NCBI's taxonomy places the organism in Eukaryota, Metazoa, Chordata, Actinopteri, Pomacentridae. The coding region runs from base 73 to 567 and encodes 164 amino acids. The transcript is spliced from 5 exons. The record is from RefSeq and is a predicted model, not a curated record.
AAAACAGCGACUUGGUGUCAAACAGGAAGCGCCUGCUCAUAACACUUUAGAGCUAAUAGCAGCAUCAACACAAUGCUUAACGACAGCGAGCUUGCAACGUUGCGGAAUCGAUUUAAGAGAGAUGCGGAGUUUCUUAUGCAAACAACGACGUCGGGUGACGAAGAUGAAAAGAGUCGGGAGGAAAAAGAUGCCAAACCACUACCUCGCAUUAACAGACACUCCGUCUUCUGGAUUGUGACAUCUGUAGCUGUGACCUACUAUGUGGAUUUCUUCCACAACAUUAUGGAAAAUGAAGAUAUCAAAAGCUGGUGGUUCAAUGUGGGUCUGAUACUUCUUGGGAUCUGUUUGUCUCUGGCCAUGUUUUGCAUUGUGUACCUGGAGUGGUACAAAGGCAUUCAGCACUACGACCAAGAGUACCCUGCUGUUCCUCCCAUCACUACUGCAGCCUUUAUUGCAGCAUCAUGCAGCUUUAACAUUGCUUUGUGGCCAGUGUGGUCCUUCUUCACUCCACUGAUCCUUUUCACACAGUUCAUGGGCGUCGUCAUGUUGAUCUCUAUGUGUGGAUGAAUGCCACAGGACCAAGCACCAGUUAUGGAGGCUCCGAGUCUUUCUCCACUUUCCCUCUGAAAUGCUUUCCCCAAACACAUCCACGACUGCAACAAGUUCUAUGUUGUUUGUAUGUUGUUUUUAGAACUGCUUUUAAUGUGACUAAUUUUCUAUACUACAUCCUUGUUUCAGUGUUAAAAAUCUUUUUCACUUGUGAAGCAUCUUUAUGGAUUUUGAAAAGCGCUCUGUUAAAAACAAACUUGCAUUUCUUUUUCUUGUUAUAUUCUGCAAAGUUUGCCUGCUGUGCUUAUCUCGACCAAAAUGUGGAGAAAUACUGUGCUAGGAGAUGUUCCACUAUUUAUAACUGUGUGGGGAAACCAACAAAGUUUUGUAAUAGCUUUUAUUUUUCUUUAAUGGUUUGUGGUGAAGAAUGUAAAAAAACAAACAAACAAAAAAAACCUUCUGCUUAUAUUCUGUAUAGUGAUUUUUUUUCUUCAAUAAACUUUUGUAACUAA